Molecule: messenger RNA, 3283 nt
Organism: Centropristis striata (black sea bass)
Lineage: Eukaryota; Metazoa; Chordata; Actinopteri; Perciformes; Serranidae
Product: interferon-induced GTP-binding protein Mx-like
Exons: 12
Coding region: 84-1931 (615 amino acids)
Biological process (GO): defense response to virus
Cellular component (GO): cytoplasm; microtubule; nucleus
Molecular function (GO): GTPase activity; GTP binding; microtubule binding
Source: RefSeq, a predicted model, not a curated record
UCCGAGCAGCUGCUUGACUCGUAACGAACAAAACUCAUUUUAAAAAAACACUUUUAACUAGCGGUAGAUUAUAAAUCGUCGUCAUGAGCACUCUGAACCAACAUUAUGAGGAGAAGGUGCGUCCCUGCAUUGACCUCAUUGACUCUCUCCGCUCUCUGGGAGUAGAGAAGGACCUGGCGCUGCCUGCUAUCGCCGUCAUUGGAGACCAAAGCUCGGGGAAGAGCUCCGUGCUGGAGGCGCUGUCAGGGGUGGCUCUGCCAAGAGGAAGUGGGUGUUGUCCUCUGGAACUGAAGAUGAAGAGAAGGAAAGAAGGAGAGAAGUGGUAUGGAAAGAUAAGCUACAAGGGCAAAGAGAAAUUGAUGAAGGACCCUGCAGAUGUGGAGGAGGAAAUUAGAAAAGCUCAGGAUGAAAUACCUGGGUUCUUCUCGCGCAUCAGUGAAGAACUCAUCAGUCUGGAGAUCGGUUCUCCUCAUGUUCCAGACCUGACCCUCAUUGACCUGCCCAGCAUCAUCAGAGUGGCUGUAAAGGGACAACCAGAGAACACUGGAGAGCAGAUAAAGACACUAAUCCAGAAGUUCAUAAAUAGACAAGAAACCACCAUCUUGGUGGUUGUUCCAUGCAACGUGGACAUAGCAACCACUGAGGCUUUGAAGAUGGCACAGGAGGUGGAUCCUGAAGGAGAGAGGACUCUGGGUGUCUUGACCAAGCCUGACCUGGUGGACAAAGGGACAGAAGAGACAGUGGUUGCAGUUGUCCAUAAUGAAGUCAUCCCACUGAAGAAGGGCUACAUGAUCGUCAGGUGCAGGGGUCAGGAGGAGAUCAAAAAGAAGGUAUCUCUUACUGAAGCGAUAGAAAGAGAAAAAGCCUUCUUCAGGGAUCACGCAUAUUUCAAGACGCUUUAUGGUGAAGGCCAUGCUACUGUCACUAAACUCGCUGAGAAACUCACACAUGAGCUGUCGCAUCACAUUGAGACAUCCAUACCCCGACUGGGAGAGCAGAUAGAGGAGAAACUAGAAGAGACUCAGGCAGAGUUGGGGAAAUAUGGCAGUAAACCUCCAUCUGGUGAAGCUGAGAGACGAGUCUUCCUCAUUGAAAAAGUGACAGCAUUCACUCAGGAUGCCAUCAGUCUGUCUACAGGAGAGGAACUCAAGUGUGGAGACAAGCUCAAUGUCUUUUCUACACUCAGAUCAAAGAUUGAGAAGUGGAACUCUCACCUGGACCGAUCAGGAGAAAACUUUAACAAGAGGAUUGAGAAGGAGGUGGAGAAAUACGAGGAGAAGUACCGUGGAAGAGAACUGCCGGGCUUCAUCAACUACAAGACCUUUGAGGUCAUGGUGAAGGAUCGGCUCAAACAGCUGGAAGAACCAGCUGUCAUUAAUCUCAAGGAUAUAGGAGAUGCUGUGACGAAGGCAUUCAUACAACUGGCCGAAAGCAGCUUCAUUGGAUUUCCAAAGCUCACACGGAGAGCCACGGCAAAGAUCGGAGACAUAAUGAGAAAACUGCUGUCCACUGCUGAAUCCAUGCUGAGAACCCAGUUCAGGAUGGAGCUGCUUGUUUCCUCUGAGGACAGGACCUACAGCAGCAGUUUGAGUGAGAGCAAGAGAGAGAAGGAUGAAGACAAACUGAAAGGAAAGAAUAUUGUGCGCAACAUGGAUAACCAUGCAACACUUCAGGAAAUUAUGUUGCACAUUAAAUCAUAUUACAAAAUUGCCAGCCAACAUCUGGCUUACCAGAUCCCACUAGUGAUCCGCUACCACAUCUUGCAGGAGUCUGCCAUCCAGCUGCAGAGGGAGAUGCUGCAGGUAACUCAGGAAGAAAAAGAUAUGAAUAAACUGCUGGAGGAAGAUUCCAACAUUGCCAAAAAGAGGACUGCUUUGCAGAGUCAAUUUCAACGCCUUAUGGUGGGCUGCACAUACCUGGUGGAGUUCUAGAGGAGGUCACUGACUGACAGCAUGAGUUUGUUUUUGUUGGUUUGUUUUUCAACUUGUAACAUAUAUUCAUGGUUGGGGAGUGGGUAUAUUUGUCACAUGGGGUAUUGUAUGUAGGAUUGUCAUUAUUGUUGUUGUUAUUAAUAUAUCAUACAUCAUACAUCGAUUUAUUAUUUCAUACAGCUAAAUUAGAUUAUGUGAGCAUCUUUAUAUCAUUAUUAGGGAUGGGUACCGAAUUCGGUACUUUUAUAGGUACCGACCGAAUUCCGUCGGUACUACCGAGUACCGAUUCAUGUAAAAUCAAACGGUACCAUGUUUCAAUACCUAGACGGUGUUAACUUUAAACUGAUCAUUGAUUUCAACCUGUUUUCAUUUAACGUCUUUGAUUAACAAGCGUGCUGACGAUCGCACUAUUUUUUAUUUUUUUAUUUACCUCCUCGUCUGGUCCUGUCUGCUCACCGCGGUCACUAGCCACUAGCUGAUGCCCUCUUCCGCCCGGCGCAGAGACGAACAGCCGGCUCUCGGCCUUCUAGCCGCCAGCUGCUAUCUCUACAAUGUCUCUACCCGGGCUUGGCCUUCGUCUGCCUCAGGAUUGGACCUUCCUUACUCCGUUUGCUCUCUCCAUUCUUCUGUAGAUCAGUCAUUAACAGCUAGCAGCUAGCUGCUGCAUCUCUGGUCCUCCGCUAAUACGCUCUUCAACUCAGGAAUAUUACCUGCCACUUUACUCCAAACUGCCUCGCUGAAAUUAAAUCCCUCAGACUCCUGCAUCAUCCUCGAUAUGUGCACGGCCUCCUCCGUGCUUUGCCACCUGAGAGCGCUCCUCUGCAUUCUUUGAUAACGCUGCAACCUUCAUGUUACAAAAUGCACGUUCACUCAACAAUAAAGCAUUGCUCUUUCUGGAUUUUAUAUUGUUUUGAUAUAUUUAAGUUUAUAUUUUGAGAAAUAAAUAUGUUGAAUUGAAAAAAUUAGAUUUAUUAUUAAACAAAUUAACAUUUAUUACCACAUAAACAAACGCAAAAGUACAGAAAAUUGGUACCGUUGAGUACCGGUACCGAUUCCCAGGUACCGGGUAUCGGUACCGUAAUGGUUCAAAUGUGAAAGGUACCCAUCCCUAAUCAUUAUAUCAAAACCUGAAGUUCCUGAUGCACCAUUUGAUUAUUUGGCCUGAACACAUGUCUUUAGAUAAUCUUUAGAUAAGCAGAUCAUGGUUCCAAGAAUUAGAUGAGACUUGCAAGGAUUAUUCAAAUAAACGGUUCUUUCGAGGAGCCACGUUGUCUUGAAGAAAAAAAUGCAAAAUCAUUAAAAAAAAAACAACCUUUUGUUAUCUUGCAACUGAAUUAAAAAAUGAAAACACA